Messenger RNA from Oncorhynchus mykiss (rainbow trout), 2925 nucleotides. It is a transcript of the gene qsox2, whose product is annotated as quiescin Q6 sulfhydryl oxidase 2. NCBI's taxonomy places the organism in Eukaryota, Metazoa, Chordata, Actinopteri, Salmoniformes, Salmonidae. Gene Ontology annotation, molecular function: protein disulfide isomerase activity; flavin-dependent sulfhydryl oxidase activity. Gene Ontology annotation, cellular component: Golgi membrane. The record is from RefSeq and is a predicted model, not a curated record. Gene Ontology annotation, biological process: protein folding.
UUGGAGAUGACAGGCUGUGGUAUAUCUUGGUUUAGUUUAACAAAUCUUUGACUGAACCGAAUCCGUUUGUCUCCACUCGAUAUACGUCAUCAAUUUUGGCACCAGGCGUGUCCGUCCUUAGCCUCUCGCUUUCCAUCUCCACAUUGUCUAUACGAUAUGGCGACUCUGUGUGUUGACGGCUGCCCUUCGCUCCGAAAAACAGUUUUUUUAUUGUUCAAAACGAGCAUUAUUUUUGUGUUUCUAUUUAAUCCGUCUCUAACCACUCGGCUGUAUUCUGAGGAGGACCCCGUGGUUAUACUGACAAGCGCGACUGUCAAGCAGACUUUGGUCAACUCUUCCACAGCUUGGCUGGUCCAGUUCUACUCAUCAUGGUGUGGUCACUGCAUCCAGUACUCUCCUACCUGGAAGGCACUAGCUGGCGAUGUAAAAGAUUGGGAGCAUGCCAUACGGAUUGGAGUCCUGGACUGUGCUCAAGAGAAUAACUUUGACAUCUGCAAGGAGUUUGGCAUUCACUUCUACCCCACCUUCAGAUACUUUAAAGCACGUGGCCCCACAUUUGAUGUUGGAAAAACAUACAGAGGUGCAGAUAGGGAGCUACAGACAGUGCGACAGGUGAUGGUCAACUUCCUCCAGAACCACACAAGAGAGGACUGGCCUGUCAGCUGCCCUCCACUUGAGCCUUACAGCUCUGCAGAUAUAUUGCCUUUGAUUGGUCAGAAAUCCAACCAAUACACAGCUGUCAUUGUUGAGAACGAGGACUCCUAUGUUGGCAGAGAGGUUAUCUUGGACCUGAUGAUGUAUCAGGGGCUAACAGUGAAGAGGGCAUUGAGUUCAGAAAGGAGCCUCACAGAGAAGCUUGGCAUCAACUCUUUCCCCUCAGCAUACCUUCUCCACCCUAAUGGAACACAUGCCAUUCUGCAUGUGCAGAAAAGACUGCGCUUCUUCUUCUCCUCGUUCCUCAAGCUUCUCCUAGGGGUCCACAGAAAGCUAAGCACCUCUGGAGCACCCCAGGAGCCCCUACUGGAGGGGCCACGAGGUCCCGGGACAGCUGAGGCCUUGAAGGACUUUGAGAAGUCCAAGGUGUACAUGGCGGACCUUGAGUCAGGGUUGCACUACCUGCUGAGAGUAGAGCUGGCUACCCACCAAACCCUGGAGGGAGAAGAGCUCAAGACCUUCAAAGACUUUGUGACAGUGGUUGCUAAGCUCUUCCCCGGUCGCCAGUCUGUGGUAAAACUCUUAGAGACUCUUCUGGAAUGGCUGGUCAGUCUUCCCCUGGAGAAAAUCCCCUUUGAUGCCAUCCUCGACUUGGUCAACAACAAGAUGCGGAUUUCAGGGAUGUUCCUGAGUGACCAGCUGCAAUGGGUGGGUUGCCAGGGAAGCAGAGUCGGACUGAGGGGCUACCCCUGUUCACUGUGGACCCUGUUCCAUGUGCUGACUGUCCAGGCGGCCAGCCGGCCCGACGCAUUGGCCAACACCGGCCUGGAGGAGAAUCCCAAGGCAGUGCUGCAGACAAUGCGCAAGUACAUUGUGAACUUCUUCGGCUGCCAGGAGUGUGGGAAGCACUUUGAGGAGAUGGCCGUGGCGUCUCUGCCCCAGGUGAAGUCUGUGGACCAGGCGGUACUGUGGCUCUGGAGGAAACACAACCAGGUCAAUGGACGCCUCGCAGGAACAAUGAGUGAAGACCCUCACUUCCCCAAGACCCAGUGGCCCAGCCCGGACCUCUGCCCCAUCUGCCACGAGGAGCAGGAUGGCAUCCACGUGUGGAACGAAGACAAGGUGCUGAUGUUCCUCAAGCAGCACUACGGGGCCGCCAACAUCUCCCCCAAACACAUGUACAGCAGUCGGCAUGAGUCAAACCAGGAGGCCGUCGGAUCUCCUGACAGCCUGCCCAUUAAAGCCACACAGGUAAAGACAGUGGCCCCUGAGAGCUCCCUACUCCAUGCCAACCAUGCCAAGCAGAGUGACGUGGAGGGAGCAGGGCAGGCGGGCACAGGCGCCCACAGGGAGACCAGGCCGGGGGUGAGCUUCCUGGGUCUGGGCUUCUCCAGUGUGGACAUGAGUCUGUGCGUUGUGCUCUACGCUUUCUCCUGUGUCUUUCUCAUGGUCAUGUUCUUCUUUUUCCGAGUCCGCUCCAAAAGGUGGAAGAUCCGCUACAAUCGUCCAUAUGUGUAGCAGUCUACUGGUCCAGGUCUGCACAUUUGACUGAGCAAAGAGGUUCUUUUUGGAAUUGAGUUUUAUUUUUUAAAUGCAGAUUAGAAGGUCGCAUUUUUUAUUUAUUUGUUUAUGUUCUGUAUAAUAUUUGCUGUGAAGCAACAGUCUUCAGAUGAUGAAGUAUUUUACAAUUGCGACUGGUUAAAACCGUUUUAGUCCCAUAGCAGAACCCCAUAACAUUGUCAUGGGGGAAGGACUUGACUGUACACAAUUCAUUCCCAAUACAAUGUCUCUUAGCUAUGAUGGUAAGGAAUUGUUUUUAGUAUAAAACCAUGGCAGAGUCCAAUUAAUCAAGUGUUUUUUCUAUCUUUCUAUCUAAUUCAACGGUAUUGGUCAUGUUUUAAUGGACUAAGGUGAACCUCUGGAAUAUUUGUAUUGACUACUACUAAAAUAUUACUGUGUGAAUUUAUGAUUUCAACCUCAAUGUAUUAUUUUCCAGACGUAUCAAGGUGAUCACUUAUUACAACCUAUUAAUGUCGGUCCAUAACCAUGAGAAAGAGAGGAGCAAGUACAGCCUUAUUUUACCCAAGUGCUUGUUGUCCAAAUACUUGGUGUGCAUUUGAAGACCUCUGUAUUCUCCCAGACCCUAGGUGGCCUUAACGUGAUUUCGUCAUUCAUUCUAGUCCAGUAUGUAGUAUGUGGUAUAAUACACUAUUAUACACUACCGUUAAAAUGUUUGGGGUCACUUAGAAAUGUCCUUGUUUUUGAAAGAAA